AUGCUAGAAUCAGUGAUAAAAGUCUGUUUGUUUAUUUUGUCUUGUGUCUCUCAUCAGGUGUCUUCCAUGGGUGACAGGGGAACAAGCAAUCACUCAGAAACGACUGACUUCAUUCUUGUAGGCUUCAGGGUCCGCACUGAACUCUGUAUCUUUAUUUUUCUGGUAUUUUUACUCAUAUAUGCCAUGAUCAUUUUAGGGAAUGUUGGGAUGAUGGCGAUUAUUAUAACUGAUACCCGGCUGAACACACCGAUGUAUUUUUUCCUAGGCAACCUCUCCUUUAUUGAUCUCUUCUAUUCAUCUGUUAUUGCACCCAAAGCCAUGACCAGCUUCUGGUCCCAGACCAAGUCUAUCUCUUUUGCAGGCUGUGUAGCCCAGUUCUUUCUCUUCACGCUCUUCAUUGUGACUGAGGGGUUUCUCUUGGCUGCCAUGGCCUAUGACCGCUUUGUUGCCAUCUGUAACCCACUCCUCUAUUCUGUUCAGAUGUCAACGCGUCUCUGCACUCAGCUGGUGGUUGGCUCCUAUUUUUGUGGUUGCAUCAGCUCAGUUCUUCAAUCCAGCAUGACAUUUACUUUAUCUUUUUGUACUUUUCGGGCUGUUGAUCAUUUUUACUGUGAUACUCGUCCACUACAAAGAUUAUCUUGUUCUGACAUUUCUAUUCACAAAAUAGUAUCUUUUGCAUUAUCCAGCAUCAUUAUCUUGCCUACUAUCGCAGUGAUUAUUGUUUCAUACAUGUACAUUGUGUCCACAGUUUUAAAGAUACGCUCCACAGAAGGACGUAAGAAAGCCUUUUCCACGUGUGGCUCUCACCUUGGAGUCGUGAGUGUGCUAUAUGGUGGUGGCUUUUUUAUGUAUCUCACACCAGACAGAUUUCCUGAACUCAGUAAAGUGGCCUCUUUAUGCUAUUCUCUAAUCACACCGAUGCUGAACCCUUUGAUUUAUUCUUUGAGAAACAAGGAUGUCAAAGAGGCUCUAAAAAAACUUCUAAAGAAGAAACAUGCUAUUUUCUGUUAA
Molecule: messenger RNA, 1011 nt
Organism: Cavia porcellus (domestic guinea pig)
Lineage: Eukaryota; Metazoa; Chordata; Mammalia; Rodentia; Caviidae
Product: olfactory receptor 9K2-like
Exons: 1
Coding region: 1-1011 (336 amino acids)
Biological process (GO): G protein-coupled receptor signaling pathway
Cellular component (GO): membrane
Molecular function (GO): olfactory receptor activity; odorant binding; G protein-coupled receptor activity
Source: RefSeq, a predicted model, not a curated record